Carassius carassius (crucian carp) is the source of this 569-nucleotide messenger RNA. RefSeq names its product dual specificity protein phosphatase 19-like. The record is from RefSeq and is a predicted model, not a curated record. The coding region runs from base 1 to 447 and encodes 148 amino acids. The transcript is spliced from 4 exons. Gene Ontology annotation, cellular component: cytoplasm. Gene Ontology annotation, molecular function: JUN kinase phosphatase activity. Gene Ontology annotation, biological process: regulation of MAP kinase activity; protein dephosphorylation. Lineage: Eukaryota; Metazoa; Chordata; Actinopteri; Cypriniformes; Cyprinidae.
AUGAUCUCUGAUGAUCAUGAUGUCGCCCACCUUAUAGUCCUGGUUCAGACCGCCAGCAGCGUUGCGUCACAGGAUGCUGCUCAUGAUUUAGACACGUUGAAGAAAUUAAAGGUGACUCAUGUGCUGAAUGUGGCGUAUGGGGUUGAGAACGUGUUCCCUGAUCUCUUCACGUAUAAGACUGUCACCGUGUUAGAUCUUCCAGAGACAGACAUCACCUCUUACUUCCCCGAGUGUUUCCAGUUCAUCAAGGAAGCCGGUCAGCAGGGUGGGGUGGUGUUGGUCCACUGUAACGCCGGUGUCUCUCGCUCUGCUUCUGUUGUCAUCGGGUUCCUCAUGUCCCAGGAGAACAUGUCCUUUGAUGAAGCCUUCAGCGCUGUGAAAACCGCCAGGCCUUCAAUUCAACCAAACCCAGGCUUUAUGAAACAGCUGAAGAAGUAUAAUCCAUGAUGCCACUCAAAGUCUGCUUUUAUAAUCCAAACAUGUAAAUGUUUUUCAGAUUUCACACAGUACUUGAUGAGUAUAUUAGAAAUGUGUUUUUUUUAGGACUCCAGGACCACGAUUGAGGAGCU